AGGCGCGUGCGGCGGAGAGCUGGCUCGGAUACGUGCGCACUUGCUGUGUCCUCAGUCUGAGUACUGUUACAAUCGCAAGGUAACCGAGGAGCGAGUCAGCCGUGGCAUCGACGGCGUUGCGAAAACGAAUCGAGCGAUGAAAGGUGAAUAUUAGUCAUGGAGAUAGGAGCGUCAGGUGUGACGGCAGCGCUGCUGUCGACUGUGGUUGUCCUGUGCAUUUCCUGGCUGGUCAAGAGAAGGCACCAGCAGCGUCUAUUCCGAAGGUACGGGAUUCCUGGACCCGCGCCCAGCAUUUUAUUUGGAAACUGGAGGCAGCUGAAGGAAGAUAGACUCGAGGUCAUGGACGAUUGGAUCCGGGAAUAUGGCAAGGUGUUUGGCUUCUACGAGGGCGAGAUUCCAAUAGUCGUCAUCAGUGACCUCGACAUGAUCAAGGAAUGCUUCGUCAAGCAGGCAGACGUGUUCCGUGACCGAAUGCCCUUAAUCAUAGAAGUGGAGCCCGUGAAAAGCAGUCUACUCGCUCUUAGAGGAACCGCAAAGUCGACCAACGCCAUAUUACAGAGUGACGAGUGGAAGAAAGUGCGCUCUCUGCUCAAUCCCACCUUCAGCAGCGCCAAGAUGAAGUUGAUGUCGCAGGUUAUGAACGCUUGUGCCGACACGCUGGUCGAGGUGAUGUCGGAGAGACUCGCCGCGGAUCAAGACAUCAUCGACGUAACUGAAAGCUCUCAGGCACUUUCCAUGGAUGUCAUCACUAAGUGCGCUCUCGCUUGGCAGGUUGACUGCCAGAGAAAUGUCGACGACCCUACGCUCAGAUGUCUGCAGAAAAUUUUCCUCCAAGUGGACCAACGUAUGAUGACUUCCGCCGUCGCCAUUCCUAUCCUCCGAAAGAUCUACGCUUGGAUCUUUCCUCUGGUCACCUAUGGGAAGCUGCUUCUCCAAAUUUCGGACAACUUGCGUAAUGUUAUCGCUGUCCGAUCGGCGAAAAACGAAGGGAAGCAGCGAAGCUCCGGGGACAUUAUUCAGCUGAUGCUCGACUCCAGAAUCGAGGCUGCUCAACAAGGGAUCGACAAAGUCGAAAUCACGGACAGACACCUAGUAGCAAACUGCUUCGUUUUCCUCGCCGCAGGCUUCGAGACAACUGCUACGACGCUCGCGUUUCUCUUGUACGAACUGGCCCGACAUCCUGAAGAGCAGGACAAGCUGUACCAGGAGGUUAAGUAUCAGCUAACGGAGAGCUCUGUUCACCUUGGUUACGACGACGUGCAAAAGCUAAAGCGAAUAGACGCAGUCAUCAGCGAGUGCCUUCGGCUCUAUCCUCCCAUCGUCCUGUUCACCGCCAGGGUGUGCGCAAGGGACACGCCGAUCUCAGGUUACACAGUGCCCGCUAGUGCGCAUAUCAUUCUGCCCACGUGGCACGUUCAUCACAAUCCAAACAUAUGGCCCGAGCCGCACAAGUUUAUCCCGGAUCGAUUCCUAUCAGACACCGGACAAGGAGAACGAAGGCAUGCGGCCGCCUACGUGCCGUUCGGUUUGGGACCACGCGAGUGCAUAGGGCGCCGGUUCGCUCUUCUGGAGUUGAAGACAGUGCUCGCCAAGUUGGUCAGGACGUACGUUUUCAGUUUGUGCGACGAGACCGACGAGCCAAUGAAACUCACCGUGCCGACCGUCACUCUCAAUCCCAAGCGGAACAUCAAGCUUCGAGUGACACGAAGGAGCUACUGAAACGAACUUUGUUUUUGUUUUCCCGUGGUUUCUGCUUACGUCGCGAAAGCUUUGAAUUCAGUCGUUCUUUUUAAUUUGCCGGUCUACUGAGGUGAGGCCAUGCGUUUUCUAAUAAAAUACAUGUUGUACAGGGUA
Molecule: messenger RNA, 1854 nt
Organism: Dermacentor andersoni
Lineage: Eukaryota; Metazoa; Arthropoda; Arachnida; Ixodida; Ixodidae
Product: cytochrome P450 3A8-like
Molecular function (GO): steroid hydroxylase activity; oxidoreductase activity, acting on paired donors, with incorporation or reduction of molecular oxygen; iron ion binding
Source: RefSeq, a predicted model, not a curated record